Molecule: messenger RNA, 1366 nt
Organism: Salmo salar (Atlantic salmon)
Lineage: Eukaryota; Metazoa; Chordata; Actinopteri; Salmoniformes; Salmonidae
Gene: lincr
Product: E3 ubiquitin-protein ligase LINCR
Biological process (GO): ubiquitin-dependent endocytosis
Cellular component (GO): early endosome
Molecular function (GO): ubiquitin protein ligase activity
Source: RefSeq, marked provisional
AGAACUACUCAACCUACUGUAGGUGUACUAUGUGGCUAUGCAUUACAUUACAGAGGAUACGAAGAGCUACAUGUAUAAGAUGGUCAGCAGAAGCCUUGAGCCUGAGCCAGCACACGUUUGUGGACCCCGCUGCCUGGGCCGCUUGACCUUCCAUAGGGAGGCGGUGGGGGCUUUGGUGAGCCUGAGCCAGGGUGCCAGACGGGCAGACAGGACUGGGGACACCUUCAGACAUGGCCUGGUGUUCAGCAGCCGCCCGGUACAGCCCCAGGAGAGGGUGCGUCUGCGAGUGGAGCGGUGUGGGCUGAACUGGUGUGGAGCUAUGCGUAUAGGCUUCACCACUGUACCUCCAAUUGCCAGAGACUUGCCCUCCAUGGCCAUCCCAGACCUCACAAACAUCCCUGGUCAUUGGGCCGCUCCUGUGCCUGAGACGUGCUGCCAUGCAGGCUCAGAGCUGGAGUUCUGGGUCUCCAAUGGCGGUACAUUGUAUUUCAGGAAUGCCAACGGCCGACAACACAAACUGCUGGAGGGAGUAGACCUCAGCUGGCCCCUGUGGGCCAUGAUUGAUGUGUAUGGGCAGACCUGUUCUGUGCUCUUACUGGGUUCGGAGAAGAAAUGCUUUUUGUCUAAUCAAAAAUCCUGUCCUGCUCCUCAACGGCAUUCCUCCUGUUCUGCUCAUCAGAGACAUGCCUUGCUCAAUGUAGACGAAUAUGUGAAUGUGAAGCGAAUUUGUGAUGACAGCCAUGACAGAUAUCUUCUUCCAUGUCCAGCCAAUAAGCAGACAUCAGACUGUGAGAGUGUAGAGGACUGCGCAGUGUGUAUGAGCCAUAAGGCCUGUAUCAGCCUGCGGUGUGGUCACCAGUGCCUGUGUCACCAGUGUUUCACCAGAGUGAUCCAAGAGUUUGGAACCUGCCCUCUGUGUCGCCAGAACAUCAAGAACUAAACGCCCCAGGCACAGACCACCACUUGACAAACUGAUAUGAUGAUAUGAUCAAAUGCUGUUGAGGUACAACCACAAUAAGGCUGAGAAGAGGAAGAAAUGAAAAUGCACAAUCUACUGAAAAGAUAAUGGAUGUGACCUGCCAGACAUGCUGCUAUUGGCAUAAAUUGCACAAAAAGACUUGAAUGUGUAAAGCUAUAUUUUCUUGUACAUGUACUUUACUUGACUGUGAUCUAUUACUAUAAGAGUGACUUCCUGUAGUGAUAACUAUUCUGUUUGAUAUAUAACUGUUUAAGGACCAUAUAUCAAUCGCUGCCUUUGACCCAUACUGUAUUUUUACUGUCUACUUUUUGUAUCUGUUAUUUAAGACAUGUUGUGUGUUGUAGAAAGAUAUAUGUGUUUUAUAUGUGUAAUAAAAUCCAUGAACAU